This is a messenger RNA of Acaulospora colombiana, 643 nucleotides long. The record is from the annotation of a GenBank genome assembly. Lineage: Eukaryota; Fungi; Glomeromycota; Glomeromycetes; Diversisporales; Acaulosporaceae.
AAGGGGUCUUCAACUCAAACAUUUAGAAAGAUGGAAAUCAAUAGAGAUAAAUUUAAAUCAGAAAUUGUCAAGUUAACGCAAGAUAUUGCAAAUAUUCAACAAGUCCAAGAUUCUCUCGAUGCUGCUCUAGUGACCUUACAAGAAGCCGGUGACCAAAAGAACUCUUUCGAUGGUAUUGUUUGUCAUGACAACUGCCAUCUUACAUAUACAAACAAUCCUGGAACUGACUACUUCAAAGAUUGCGCUUGUAUGCUUUUUAACAAGGCAUGUAUUAAAUGCGGAUGCGGACCUCUGAGUCAUUUUCACGAUAAUGUCAAAUUAAUUGAAGAAACAAAAACAAUCGAUAGUAUUCUUGAAGAUAUUGACAAAGAAAAUGGCGAUACGGACAAACAGUAUCAAGAAGAUAGCGAUGAUACAUACAAGUACCAGGUAUCCAUUGAAACUCUUCAGGCCGCUACUAAUAGCAAAUACGAACACAUCCAUAAAUUUUGUCACGAUUUAAGUAAAAAUUGUAUUACAUUUAAUUUUACUGACGAACUUCAUGCAAAUAUUGAGAGUAUGAAACAAGAUGCGAAAAUACUGCAGAGUUCUGGUUUGCGAAAGAUCGCCGAAGCACAGAUCGAAAGACUCGAAAAAUUGGCGA